Molecule: messenger RNA, 1986 nt
Organism: Oppiella nova
Lineage: Eukaryota; Metazoa; Arthropoda; Arachnida; Sarcoptiformes; Oppiidae
Source: the annotation of a GenBank genome assembly
GAGUGUUGUGUUGGGUCUGAAAACUGUGAAACCCUUCACUUACUUCUGAUGACAUGAUUUGCCAUUUGCUACACAUUUGGCGACUGUUUGUAUGACUGUGUCACUGAUUGUAAGCUUUGAUUGUCAUACCAAUCAAACUAAUUAUAACGAGUAUUGAGUCCACUAAUCACUAAACACUGAUUUGUUUGUGUUUUACGCCAAAUGUUUCACUGAAUGUCAAGUCGAGUAAUGAUUGUCUCCAGUAUUUGUUGAUUGCAUUCAAGUGUCACUCAAUUGUCCAUUAAUUAGUGUUUUUGUGGUCAUUUGAAUGGAUUAAUGGGCUCUCAUUUGUCUAACAUUUCAGACAAUAACCCAUUUGUGAGGAGAUCUCGACUCAUGUCUGACAUCGAGACCAAUGAGAGUAACAGAGAGACAAACGACGAGUCGAUGUCGGACUCGGAUCCCGACCCCGAUCUCAACACUAUCUUAAGAUAUCUGAUCAGAAGAGGUCACAUCCGGUUUGUCAGGUCUUCCAGUUCUGACAACGACGAGGACGACGACUCGGACACCACUGACGACUCCGGUUAUGUCUAUCGGUCCGCUUCCAGUCGCAGACAUAACAUACCCGCCCUGAAUGUCCCCAAUCCGGACACUUCUGUCAUCGAUGGCAGCGAUUUAAAGCUCAUAUUGAAGGCACAGACGGGUCUGUCGGCCGACAAACCCUUACCACCCAUUCCUAAGUUGUUUCGCAACCGAGAGAUAGGAGUGAAUGUUUGCGGCGAUCGCGUGGCCUCUCAUGCCUUUGGUUUGAGUGAUAGGUGCAGACUCUCGGACACCAUUCUGCCCAACAAGAAGUUAACUGUCGAUCAGUAUCACAGCAAAGCUUUUUGCGGAUUUUAUUCAAAAAGCGGUGAAUUAUUUUUGACCGCAUGUCAGGACACAAACAUUAGGAUAUAUGACACACGAUAUGACAAAUUCAAGAUUUUUAAGAACGUGUGGGCCAGGGAUGUUGGCUGGAGUGUACUCGACACUGACUUCAGUCCCAACGGAACGCAUUUCAUAUACUCGAGUUGGUCUGAAUGCAUCCAUAUCUGCAAUAUCUAUGGCGACACUGAAACCCAUGAGGCGCUGUCACUCUCUCCAGACGACCGACGCUUUUGUAUAUUUUCUCUGCGUUUCUCUCAGGACGGCUCCGAGAUAUUAGGCGGUGCUAACGAUGAGUGCCUUUACGUCUACAAUAGAGAGCACAAGAGUCGGGUCCUAAAGAUCCGAUGCCAUGAGGAUGACGUCAAUUCUGUAGCCUUUGCCGACUCGAGCUCUCAGAUUCUGUUCAGUGCUGGCGAUGACGGUCUAUGCAAAGUUUGGGACCGAAGAACACUCAAUGAGUCGGAUCCCAAACCGGUUGGUGUCCUCUCGGGACACGUCGACGGCAUUACUUAUAUUGACUCCAAAGGUGACGGAAGACAUCUUAUCACUAAUAGUAAGGAUCAGACGAUCAAACUCUGGGAUAUGAGAUGUUUUUCGCCACAAAUUGGUUUUGAGGCCACACGAAGAGCUGUUGCCAAACAGAAUUGGGACUAUCGAUGGCAGGCUAUCCCCAGGAAAUUAUUGGCCAAUCGAAAGAAGAUCGACGGCGACACUUCUCUUAUGACUUAUAUGGGUCAUUCUGUACUUCAAACACUUAUUCGGUGUCACUUUUCUCCUGAAUGGAGUACUGGUCAGCGGUAUAUAUAUACCGGUUGUUCAUCAGGGAAAGUAGUCAUUUAUGAUGUGCUGACCGGAAAAAUUGUCAAAACUCUUAGUGGACAUAAAGGAUGUGUCAGAGAUGUAUCGUUCCAUCCGUACGACAUGACUCUGAUGUCUUCGAGUUGGGACGGCACUAUAAUUAAGUGGUAUUACGCGGACGACAAUGACAGCGAAACGGAUACCGACUCCGAGUUCUCUCUGUCCACUGGUUUGAGACGAUCCAAGAGAUUGGCUGAAAAAAGGAGAAGAACUCAACAAUGA